Haliotis rubra (blacklip abalone) is the source of this 6151-nucleotide messenger RNA. RefSeq lists its product as uncharacterized. Gene Ontology annotation, biological process: proteolysis. The record is from RefSeq and is a predicted model, not a curated record. NCBI's taxonomy places the organism in Eukaryota, Metazoa, Mollusca, Gastropoda, Lepetellida, Haliotidae. Gene Ontology annotation, molecular function: zinc ion binding; metallocarboxypeptidase activity.
AACAUCCCUUGAGGCGCCAUGGACAAUAUACUCAUGAUAUAGACGAUCUUUCAGUGUUUCUUAGGAAGAAAGAAUCAUGGAUUAGGACAGUGUGUCAUCAUUCGAUGCUAGUGAAAUUAUUAUGUGAAUGAAAAUUAUGAUCUAAUUGAUGGAGUUGCCAGUGAAAUUGAACAAUAUAUUGCCAAGUAUUUUUUAUAUCAAAUUUACAAUCUGCAAAGUGUCUACCCGCUUUGAUUUUCCAUACUUCGAACUGCAACCUACCAUUUUUUAAUUGCUGAAACGAACAAUUAUGCUGACAAAGUAUGAAAGACCACUUAAUCAAGUGUUGCUAAAGCAAUUAAACUAACUUCCGUAACUAAUUAACACAGGACUGAAUCCAAGUGUGCAAUACACCAGUGGCUUACUGUAUGGGAUUACCUGGCUUACCAACUUAGCUCUGCCUAAUUAGCCUUCUCUUCAUGGGAUGUGAGAAGGCUGAUCUCAGCUCUGCAGUUGCUCACUUUGGGAUUACCAACUACAGUGAACCAGGCCAUUAGUGUAACUCUGAAACUGUGCAUUGAUUGAAAUCUGUAUUGAUAACAGAGUUUGCCCACUUUGCUUCAUUGGAAAACAUAUUUUGUGUUUUACGUGUGAAUUGGCAGAAAUAAUGCUCAAUUAAUAUUCAAGAAGAAGUGAAUAUUACUGGACUUCUGGAGAUUUUAUGUGGGAUGUGACUUGUUCUGUGACAUUUACACAGCAAUUAUCAGAUAUACAGAUAUACAUAAGGAUGCUCGGGAUGGAGACAUAGCAAGUUGCACCUGCAGACGACAGAAGAUGUUGGUGUGUCUGUGGACUCACAGCUCCAUCUGCCUCAUCACAAGGCAAUAUUUAGUGUAUGGACGAUGAAACUAGAAGUAAUGAUCUUAAGGGCAAGCAUAUGAGGUGCUUAUGUGUUUGCAUUAAGACGGAAGGAAUCUGGGGCAGUUAUUCUCCAUAUUUUCGGGCAUGAAGAAGAAGAAGGCAUGAAAGAGUGAAUCGGUUGUUGAAAGGUGUCAGUUUAUCAACUUCAGCUUUCAUCUUCUGUGUGAUCUGACAUUAGGGACACAGAUGGAGGCACCUUCUCCAUGAAGAUGCCAGCUUCUGAAACAGCUCUGGAGUGACUGGAUGUCACAUUGUUGAGUAUGAUGUACCUAUCUAUUCUCAAGAAGAAUAGAAUGAUGUUGGAAACCUAGCCAUACAAUCCUCCUGAUGUCUUGAUGUGCCUAAGUUUUUUAUAAGAUUGAGGGACAGUUGAGUGAGAAAAUGAAAAAAGUGGCAACCAUUCAUGAAGACACGGAGACUGACUCAUGCACCGAUGGCAGCUCCUCUGGCGAGUACAUCAUUGUACGGAAGUUGGAGGAGGCUGCACGACUGGCAGAGCAAAAGAGGAAAAAACUUGCUGCAGAAGAACCAGUAUGGCGGGGAGAACGUCCGCAGACAGAUGGAGGAAGAACUGGAUCGCCGAGUUCGGGAUGCCCUGGAGACUCCCCCUCUGGAACGCAUCAAGCAACGGAAAGAAGAGGCACGGAAACGCCAGCAUAAAGAACUGGAAAAAAUAAAUUCCCAUAUACUGCUUGAUAUAUCAAAAGACAGAGAUUUUUUCAAAUCAAAACAAUGGCGAGCACUACAGGCUCGACAAAAUAAUCGGAAUAUGACGCAACAUAAUAAUCGGAUAGAGUUUGUGUUUCGUGAUGAACUCUCGCGAUCCAACCAGGAUGAGUUCCCUGGAGUGUUUGGUUUGGAGAGUUUUUCUGAAGGGAUUAAAAAUAUUAGAGAAGAGUUUUCCAAUUCUGUUGAGAGAUUUCCUCCUUUAAAGCCAAAGAUACGACAUUUUUACACAAAACAGGGUUUCCUUCAAGCAAUGAAGUCUGGCCACUUGCCGGAUGGGUUUACAUUUCUGGAUGACAAUGGAACAUACAGAGACAAAUAUGGUGUUAUACGAAACCAAGAUGGCCCCUUCUGGCCUUUGGAUUGCCUGCCACUCUAUGCAACACCUAGAUUUAAGUACUUUGACAUAAAGGCAGAACCACUUUCCUACCAGUUGCCAGCGGUCUCCAGAACAGCAGAAAACCAGGACACGCCCUUCCAUGGGCGGUGGCGCGGAGUGCUGAUUGUGUACGACUCUGAACGCAGCCCACGAGAACACCAUGCACAGCCUGUUCCGGAGGGAUGCUGUCCAAACCUCCUGUUUGAGUCUCGCUUUGAGAGCGGCAAUCUACGCCAAGCCAGGAGAGUAGGUCAGUAUGAAUAUGAACUGGUGCUAAAGACGGACCUGUACACAAACCGCCAUACACAGUGGUACUACUUCCGGGUCAAGAAUGCUGUACCAGGGGUCACGUACAAGUUCCGCAUCGUCAACCUACUCAAGAGGGACAGUCUGUAUAAUUAUGGUAUGCGGCCACUGGGAUACUCAGAACAAAAUGCUCGAGAUAGGAAGACUGGCUGGUACCGUACAGGCCACCACAUCAGCUACAGUCGCAAUAUGACCUACCUUCACUGCCCGCUGCUACAGCGCAGCAUAGCUUACUACUACCUGGAGUGGCAGAUGGAGUUCCCUCAUGCUGAAGACACAUACUACCUGGCCCACUGCUACCCCUACACAUUCACGGACCUGAAGGAGGACCUGGACACCCUACUGCAGGACCCGGAGCGUGAGCAGUUCAUGAGGCGGGAGGUGCUGUGUGAGACUCGGGCCGGCAACAGCUGCUUCCUCAUCACAGUCACUAACUUUGAGCAUGCAACACCAGGAGUGAGGAAGAAGGCAGUUGUGGUGUCUGCCCGUGUCCACCCAGGGGAGUCCCAGGCCAGCUGGAUGAUGAAGGGACUUCUAGACUUUGUCACGAGCUCCCACCCGGUAGCUGAGAAACUUCGCAAUAGUGUUAUCUUCAAAAUAGUGCCAAUGUUAAAUCCUGAUGGUGUGAUUGUGGGGAAUUACCGCUGCUCUCUCGCCGACCGAGACCUCAACAGGAACUACCGCCACCCGCGGUGCGAGAGUUUCCCAACCAUCUGGUAUGUCAAGAGCAUGGUGGACAUGUUGGUGCAGAGGCAUGAGGUGCUUUUAUAUUGUGACCUUCACGGCCACAGUCGCAAACACAAUGUGUUCAUGUAUGGCAAUAACACAUCCACUGAAGAAGAUGUGUCCCAGUUUGGUGCUGCAAGGACCUUUAUCAAUGAACGGCUCUUCCCGUGGCUGAUGUCUCAAAAGUCCCCUGACAAAUUCAGCUACCCAUCAUGCAAGUUUCAUAUAAGGAAGUGCAAGGAGUCGACAGGUCGCGUGGUGAUGUGGAGGCAGAUGAAGAUCCACAACAGCUUCACCCUGGAGGCCACAUUCAGCGGAACCAUUCUCGACAGUGGGCGGAGUCGGCACUUCAACAUCAGUGACUUCAUGGACAUGGGGAAGACCCUGGGUCAGGUGGUGCUGGACUACAUGGAGCUGCAGCAGAACAAGGCCCGCCAGACGGAGGUUGUCCUUGACCUUACAAGAGUGAUUACUCAGGAUAUUCUGGUGAGUCGAGGGCUCCUCCCACAGGACACCAAGAUCCCCAGCUUCACGGACAUGGCCAUGUUGAGGCAAGAUUCCAAUUUGUCUGAGAUGGAGGCAGAGAUGAUCCAGGAGGAUGCAGAGAAGUGGACUGGCGUCAUUCUGUCCCUCGUGGCCAAGGAUCGGGAAAAGUCUUCAGUGGAGGACAAGCAGGAGAAGGGGAAGAAGGAGGACAAAAAGGAGCAGAAGGGAGUGAAACCUGAGACCGGGAAGGAACCAGCAAUAACAAGGAAGGAGAUCGAUCAGCUCAUUGAUAACAUGUCACUCAAAACAAUGGACGGUUGUCUGAACAUUCUCACAGAGCUCAGUGUUCGAGAUGCUAUCACAGAAUCAGAUUCCAGUGAUAGUGACAGUGAAUCAGAACCAGAGAUGAAAGAAUCUAAAACUCGGAAGAAGAAGCGGAAAUCUCGAAAACAGCGGGAUCGUGACAAGAAAACACCAACCCCAGCUGAAAAGAAAGAGGACUCCCGAAUGAAGGUUUUAUCUGCAUCUCUGCCGGCCCUUGUAUGUGUCCCAGAGUCACAUCAUGGCUCCCACCACCAGCUGCCGGCAGGGUCUCUACCUUCCCAGUCACACAGCUCACCUCUGUACAGAGCCAGACAGGCCAACGCUGCCCUGGACAAGUACAUGAGGAUGGCCACUCGCCCCCACUACAUCAGCAAGUAUGAGGGGCGCAGUAAUGGGGGAGUGCCUUGCUUCACAGAAGAGAGGAGCAUCGAGAGGCAGGCUAAGAGAAUGGCAGAAAUCAAGAAGAAAACGGAAGAAGACAGACAGAAAGAUCUCAGUUUCUUUUUUGUAGAUGGUAGAAAUGCACAAGGGCAGCCUCCGCUUACCUCCCCUGAUGAUAUCCAUCAUCGCCUGCAGGUGGCGCUCAAUGAGGGAACCUCCAACAUCUCACAGGCUCUUGUUGGCUUCAACAUACGAACAGGGUAUACUCAUGCUGACAACUUCCGGGAUCUAUGUCCAGGUGUACACAGUGCAAAUGGCUUCAUCCUUCCGUCCACCUCACUGACCAAUGGCCUCUCAAAUGGUCAUCUGGUUAAUGGACCCAAGGACCUCAGCUCCUCCGAUGACAGUGACUCUGAAGCAGGCGAUGUUGCGACUCCCAUUCGUACCUUCCCUGUGUCAUCACGCCGCAACCCCUACCAGCUUGACCAUGUAUCUAACCCCCUCACAUUCCCACUCCCUCCACCUGUGUUCAGAAAGCCUGUCAGGACGGGUCCAGUGUUAAAGACAGUGAAUCGGCACAUGGUAACCUCCACACCUCCACUGAUCGCUUCUGGAAUUAUACCACCAAGACGGUCAUCCGUAACAUCAGAACUGACCAACCAGAAAUUAGAUGACCGGACACGCAUCACUCGCUCUUCUGGACCAUUGAUGAGAAGUCUGCGACCUAAUGGUGUCCAUCAAGGCUUCAACUGAAGGUCACUGUCAUUGUGAUGGUCAAGGUCUUCUCAAGGGCAAACAAUAAACCUCAGGAAAAUGUGCUCAUGAGAAUAUAUAAAGAGGAAGAAUUUGACUGUGGGAAUAAGUCGCUGAAAGUGUCAGGCACACAAAUUGAAUUUAAAACAGAGUGACAACAACAUAUAUGAUGGUUCUCCAACUGAUUGGCUGGUGUAAGUUGAAGAUGUUCCAUCAACAUCAACAGAGCCAUGACCUCUUUUACCUGCAGAAGUUCUGCAACAAUUUUCAUCUGUGCCCAGAGUCUCCCUAGCCACAAUCAAGGAUAUGACAAACAUCUUGACGGAUGCAAUAUGGAGAAUGAAUUAAGGAUGAGUCAUAAAACAAUAUACUGCCUGCACAAGAAACAUUUCACCGUCCAUGAUGAAUGGUUGAUAUUCAAACUGAUUAUUCAGUAGUGUGGACCGUGAACACCUAGGAAAGUACAGAGCGGAGUCCAGUCUGCUAUCAUCAUCCUUCUCCUUAUGAUCUGUGUUUCCUAUCUAUAUGCUGCUGUCAUACUUGCAUGCCUGUUGGAAGAAAUGAUCCAUAUUUUUGUAAGAGACUACUGCUUGUUAUGAAUCCAACAGACUGCAUAGAACAUUGUGUUAGUCAGUGUUUAUGUUGACCAGAAUCUUGAGAAUAUCAAAGAACCAAUGUUGAUAAAGCCCUCGGACAUCAUGACUGUAUUCACCUCUGCCUUAUUAAUACGGUCAAGGUCAUAUUCAAAAUGAGGCAGGGUUGAACCACAUGUAAAGGACUAGUGUAUUAGAGAGUAUGUCUGCACAUUCUAUUGUCUUGUAAAGUACUGUGCUUCCUGAUGCAUUUGAGGGUAAUGUACUUGAAAUAAGUAUCAGGGAUAAUAUUCCAACUAGUCAAGAAGACAGAAACAUGGAGGAUAUCACCAGUAACAACAGCCAAUCAUGUCCUCAGACUGAGUCUGUUGCUAUGACUACACAGGUCUGGGAUGUGUUUAUCCUGAGUAUGGACAUUGUAAAAAGGUUUAUAAAAGAAAGUGGAGAGGAUUGGAGACGUUUUCUUUUAUGUUCUUAUUUUCAAAAUACUGUCAAAUGCCUUGUAUGGCAGUACCUUUUUACAAUGCUUUGAUCAAUGCUGAAUGUAAAUAUAAUUGUAUAAAUAUAUGAAACAUUA